Vittaforma corneae ATCC 50505 is the source of this 735-nucleotide messenger RNA. RefSeq lists its product as uncharacterized. The transcript has a single exon. NCBI's taxonomy places the organism in Eukaryota, Fungi, Microsporidia, Nosematidae. Gene Ontology annotation, molecular function: GTPase activity. The coding region runs from base 1 to 735 and encodes 244 amino acids. The record is from RefSeq and is a predicted model, not a curated record.
AUGGAGUCAAGAACUUUUGUGGUCGUUGGAAUGGCUGGAUCUGGAAAGACUACCUUUUGCCAGAGGUUAUACUCCUGGUUGAACACUGACAUUGUUCUGAAGAACGGUCUAAAUGCAAACAUUACUUCUAUAAACUUAGAUCCUGCUGUGGUUAAUCCGAAGAUGCCGCUUACGAUCGAUAUAAGAGACUCAAUAGACUAUAAAGAGACCAUGGGAAAGUAUAACUUGGGACCCAAUGGUGCAAUCAACACGUGUUUAAAUCUGUUUCUACUCAACUUUGUCCCACCCGAGCCAUCCAAAUACACAAUUGUUGACACGCCGGGACAGAUAGAAGCCUUUACCUGGUCAUCUCCGGGAGACAUGAUAAUGGCGCUAUUGAAAAAUGUAUGUAUUCUUUACAUAACUGACUUGUCACUCUGUACUAACAAGCACGUGUUUAUUAAUAAUAUGGUCUUUGCAGCUGCUCUGAAAUGUAAGUUUAAAAGACCCGUAUUGGUCGUAUUUAAUAAAGCUGACUGCUGCGAAUGCAACGAAAUUGAAAAAUGGAUUCGGGACUACAGCUAUUUUAGAGAAAGCUUGACGGAAAACGAGUCAGAACUAGGAAGCAUGGCACUUUACUUCGAAGAAUUUUAUAACAGCUUGAAGUUCACAGUUGUAAGUAGUUUUACUGGGUCUGGAAAGCAUGAAUUUCUAUCAGCCGUUGAUCAGAUAUUCACCAGUAACUGGCAAAAGUAA